This is a messenger RNA of Erinaceus europaeus (western European hedgehog), 3717 nucleotides long. It is a transcript of the gene AASDH, whose product is annotated as aminoadipate-semialdehyde dehydrogenase. The record is from RefSeq and is a predicted model, not a curated record. Gene Ontology annotation, molecular function: protein binding. The transcript is spliced from 15 exons. Gene Ontology annotation, biological process: amino acid activation for nonribosomal peptide biosynthetic process. Lineage: Eukaryota; Metazoa; Chordata; Mammalia; Eulipotyphla; Erinaceidae. The coding region runs from base 329 to 3610 and encodes 1093 amino acids.
GGAAGAACUCGUGCCUCUCAAAUGGUCGCACAAUCCCCUUUCCGGCUUGUGGCGCUGCUGGGCGGGAUUCUGCGUUUACCGAGGCAAAGUACCUGCGGACCUGGGUCAGCUGCGAUGGCCAGUUUGAAGACCACCGCCUGGCGUUGCAUUUGAAUCAGUGACUGGCGGGGUAGUGUGGUGCUAAUAUUAAAACCUUACCAGUGUGCUUGUUCCCGAGUCACCUGCAUCGGACCCUUUAUUCAUAUGGGAAUAGACUUGCUGCUCCUAUCUGGUAGCUUGGUUUCGAAAGUUCUCUUCCACCAAUGAUCCUUAGAUAAACUGCAGUGAAAUGACUCUUCAGGACUUGGUGCUCCGUGCUGCUUCCCUUUAUUCAGAUAAAAUAGCUGUAUGUUUUGAUGACUGUAACAGUCAGCCUCCAAUUUAUUAUACCUACAAGACUGUAAUUAACACUGCCUCAGAGUUAUCAGAUUUCCUGCAAUCACACUGCAACUUUCAAGGAAUUCGGGAAAUUGGCCUCUACUGCUAUCCUGGGAUAAAUUUACCUUCUUGGAUUUUAGGAAUUCUCCAAGUUCCUGCUGCUUAUGCUCCUGUUGAUCCAGAUUCACCACCAGCAUUAUCAGCACAUUUCAUGCAAAAAUGUGAUCUUAAUUAUAUUCUUGUUGAAAAACAGCAGCUUAAUAAAUUCAGAUCUUCCUAUGAAGCUUUGCUCAUCUGUGAUGCAUUUACAGUAGAACAUAAUGACCUGGUUCUAUUCAAACUUUACUGGAAAACAGUUGAGGUGAAUUCGAUGCUAAGUGAUCACAAAGGAAAACAUGAAACAGUGACAAACAGCACAAGUCUUGAUAGCAGCAAGGAAAAGUCAGAACACAUGGAUAUGAGGCAAAAGGAUUGCUUGGCCUAUGUUCUUCAUACAUCAGGCACUACGGGGACACCUAAGAUUGUCAGAGUCCCUCACUCGUGCAUAGUGCCAAACAUCCAGCAUUUUCGGGUACUUUUUGAGAUCACACAACAAGAUGUUUUGUUUCUGGCUUCCCCUCUGACUUUUGACCCUUCUGUUGUGGAAAUAUUUGCUGCUCUGUCAAGUGGUGCCUCUUUGCUCAUUGUACCAACUUUUGUCAAAGUGCUCCCGUCACAACUAGCAGCUGUUCUCUUCUCCCGUCACAGAGUCACUGUUUUGCAGGCCACACCGACACUGCUUAGAAGAUUUGGAGCUCAUCUUAUCAAAUCUACUGUUUUAUCAGUCAACACUUCUCUUCGAGUAUUAGCCCUUGGUGGUGAAGCAUUUCCAUCAUUGACUGUUCUCAGAAGUUGGAGAGGAGAAGGCAAUAAAACACACAUAUUUAAUAUUUAUGGUAUUACAGAAGUAUCAAGCUGGGCAACUUUUUACAGGAUUCCAGAGACUAUUCUUGAUUCCACUUUAAAAUGUGAAAUGCCUGUACAACUGGGAUUUCCUCUAUUUGGAACAGUAGUUGAAGUCAGAGAUUCUGAUGGUCUCACAGUUCAAGAAGGAAAUGGCCAAGUAUUUUUAGGUGGCAGAAAUAGAGUAUGUUUUCUCGAUGAGGAAAUCACAGUACCACUUGGCACAAUGAGAGCAACUGGAGACUUUGUGACUGUGAAAAAUGGGGAGCUGUUUUUCCUGGGGCGAAAGGACAGUCAGAUCAAACGUCAUGGCAAACGUCUUAACAUUGAACUAGUACAACAGGUUGCUGAAGGAAUUCCACAAGUGGAAUCUUGUGCAGUUACAUGGUAUAAUCAGGAAAAAUUAAUUCUGUUCAUAGUGUCCAAAAAUGAUUUUGUAAAAGAGAAUAUCUUCAGAGAACUUCAGAAACAUCUUCCAACUCAUGCAAUCCCUGAUGAGCUUAUGUUGAUUGACUCCCUACCGUUUACAUCUCAUGGCAAAAUUGAUGUUUCUGAGUUGAAUAAGAUUUAUUUAAACUACAUACACUUGAAGUCCGAGAGUAAGCUCAAUGGAAAACAAGAACUGUGGGGAAAAUUACAGCAUUUAUGGAAGUCUAUUCUGAAUCUCUCAGAAGAUCCUUUGAAAUUUCCCAGUAAGUCAUUCUUAAAUAGUGGUGGAGAUUCCUUAAAAUCUGUACGGCUCCUCAAUGAGAUUGAAAAACUUGUUGGCUUAGCAGUACCUGGACUUCUAGAAAUUAUUCUCAGCAGUUCCAUUUCAGAGGUAUAUACUUAUCUUGUUGAAGUGGCUUUUCCAGAUGAAGACUUGACACUUGCCAAGAGUUGUGGCAAUAAAAGAAAAUUCAGCGACGUUAACCAAGAGGACAACAGUGGAGAAUCUUUACAUCAGGAGUCUGCUCUGCCUCUAAAUUCUGACAACCAGAUAAAUGCUUUCAUUGCAUUAAGUAGAGGAAGUCAGAUUUUGUCUUUGGACACUAAGUUUUCAGCUAAAUUAGGACACUUCCUUUCAACCUCUUCUUCUGAUUUAAUUUCACAAACUGACAUUCAACUUGUGCAAAGUAUAAAUUCUCCAGCUCUUAUUGGGAAGUCAGAAGAUCCAACCGGCGCUGGGAAAAUUUCUGGAGAGGGAACACCUGCAGUGGUGACUGAGCAAAUAGAAUUACGUGUGAGGUGGAGGACAGACACAGGCAAAUGUGUAGAUGCCUCACCUCUGGUUGUCCUAUCAGCUAUGGAUAAGUCAUCUGCUACUGUGUACAUUGGCUCUCAUUCUCAUAGAAUGAUGGCAGUAGACCUUUACUCUGGGACGGUGAAAUGGGAACAGAUUUUAGAAGAUCGAAUUGAAUCCUCAGCAUGCAUAUCUAAGUGUGGAAACUUUAUUGCAGUGGGCUGUUAUAAUGGACUAGUCUAUGUCCUGGAAAGUAAUAGUGGAGAAAAAUACUGGGUGUUUACUACAGGGGAUGCUGUCAAAAGCUCAGCCACCGUAGACACAAUCACUGGACUUCUGUACAUCGGAUCUCAUGACCAGCACGCGUAUGCUUUGGAUAUUUAUAAAAAGAAGUGUGUUUGGGAGUUAAAAUGUGGAGGAGCCAUCUUUUCUUCUCCUUGUUUGAGCCUCGUUCCACAUCAUGUAUAUUUUGCUACACUGGGAGGACUUUUACUGGCAGUAAAUCCUGCCACUGGGAAUAGAGUUUGGAAACAUGAGUGUGGAAAGCCACUCUUCUCUUCUCCACGAUGUUCCCUAGAGUAUGUUUAUAUUGGCUGUGUAGAUGGGAACUUUCUCUGCUUUACUCACUUUGGAGAACAGGUAUGGCAGUUCUCUACCAGUGAACCAGUCUUUUCAUCCCCAUGUAUCUUAACAUCAGAGCAAGAAAUAGUUUUUGGCUCCCACGACUGCUUUAUCUACUGUUGUAAUAUGAAAGGUCACCUCCAAUGGAAAUUUGAAACUACCUCAAGGGUGUAUGCAACACCAUUUGCUUUCCAUAACCACGACUGUAGCAGUGAAAUGUUGCUGGCAGCAGCCUCCACUGAUGGGAAGCUGUGGAUCUUGGAGUCUAAGAGUGGACAGUUGCAAAGUGUACAUGAACUUCCAGGAGAAGUAUUUUCUUCUCCUGUAGUCUGGGAAUCAAUGCUUAUUAUUGGAUGCAGAAAUAAUUAUAUUUAUUGUCUGGAUUUAUUAGGUAGAAAUCAAAAAUAAGCCAAUGUAGCCCUUACUAAGCUCUAUCUGUGAGAUAUGUGAAAACACUACCAUUACAGAGCAUGUGAAUAGUCCUAUUUUACAUUAAAGAUUGUUUUUGUAAAAAA